AUGACUUAUCUACUCAUCGCAAAGAACUUUGAGGAUAUCCACACUGAGCGGCCAACACACGGCGACCGAGAGACUCAAGGGUUCAAUCACGGGGCUUUGACUGCAUCAUCUCUGUCGUCGCAUGAGAACAACAGACACCGCGAACUCCACAUCUUCUACUGGGCAGUUUCUCCUCCCCGUGCUACAGCUGCCCACAGCCAUUACGACAGACCUUCCGUCAUGACAGAAAACAUCCCGAACGAAAUCCUAGAAGCUAUCUUGCAUCAGGCUGUCACAAUGUCGGCGAAUACAUUCGAGUCAUGGAGUACCCCAGCGGCUUUUGCAGGGAACACUCGCUCGACCGCGAUGAACGUCUUGCUGGUCUCCAAACGUUGGUGCGAACUCGCCAUACCUGCACUCUACGAGGCCGCCAUCUUGCGCACCAAAGCACAGGUGCGAGGGCUUGCUCGCUCGGUACACAAGACCAACGAGAGGGGCAUAAAGCGAGGCGCGUACCUCCGUCGUCUGCGUGUCGAAGGCGGGUACCACCACCACCUCCACCAAAUCCUUGGGGACUCUCCGGGUAUCGUCAGUUUAUUCCUCGGGUUCGACAUCUCUCUCGACGAUACCUCCGCCCGUUUCAAGCGCGCGCUGCAACGGAUAAAUCCCAUCUGCCUCUUCCUGCAAUCUACCCCCGGCGGGCAUGCGACCCAAGACAACACGCAGUCGUUGUACGCGGCGGUCGGCGGGGCGGUGACAAGCUGGACAAAUCUGACACAAAUCGUCGCCAGUCCGGAGUUCAUAUUCUGGAACCCUAUGGUGUUGCCGCUGAAAGACGUGCCCGCCCUGGGAAAAGUCAGCAUGACCACUUACACGGCCACGCACAACAUCCAAAGCAUCACCCUCGACUACGUGAUCAAGAAUCCUUCCGUCAAAGUGAUUCAGAUCCGAGAUGGCGUCAAAUGGUUGAACUGGAAGCUAAACAGACCCCCUUAUCCUCGCGAGAAGUUCGUCCUCGGGGAGGGAAACAAUAUGACGCCAUGGAUAGACCUUUCGAUACCGCACGCGAAUCAAUCGCCUCCCAAUGGUGCCCUCCUGGCGCUCCCAGAUGAUAUUUGGUCUCGGGUUCUCGGGUAUGCCACCCACGUGCACGGGUACAACUAUCUCGACAUGGACGGCGAGCUAGUGAGUCUAUCGGAACAGGAGCACGUUAAUGUGACGCGCCGGCACGUCGUGCUUGUUAGCAAGCGGUUCUAUCGCUUAGGUCUCCCACACCUUUACUCUUCUCCCCAUUUAUCGACCUACGAGGCGGCAUCCGCAUUCGCAGCUCAAGUUGAAUCGUUCCCCGAGCUUGCGAAGCUGGUUCGCGUGCUAUGUUUCCGGAGAGACGUCCCUGUUCCGGGUAUAUUAAAUAUCUCCGCUCCCCUCGUCAACCUCGUGCACGCAACGGACAUUCGUAUACACGUCUUAUUGGGCAUCCACGAGCGUAUCCCCGCCAAAGAGACGGCCUGGCUGGAGGACGCGGUGCAGUCCUUCCCUAGCACACUCUGCAUCGCACCUUCGCACUUCCGUAACUUCCCGCACUUGCGGAAGCUCGCCAUCCAAGGAGGACGUGGCGCAGACCUCGACGAUACGCACCACGAUGCACUGCCACAGCUCGAGUACUUGAAUCUGGUCAGCGCAGACCCAGAACUGUUUCAGCUUUUCGGUUCUAUGGGGCUGCCCCGCUUGCGCGAGCUUGCCUUCAGCACCGAACACGCCGAGGAUGUAUCUGCAUUCCUAGAAAUCCACGGUACGAAUCUGAACGUUCUUGCGCCGCAUGGGCAAAGCGGUGGCGAAUUCCCGCCUCUGCUGUCUCUCUGUCCCAACAUCACGGAGCUGCAGCUAUGCUCUGUCGAUUUGCCUGAGAACGUGCCGUUCGUCGCAGAAUCCGCACCACAUGCAGCCCUCAAAAGAGUAGUGUGUCCAUCGUUCAUAAUCGGCAUCCCGGGGAAGCCCCAAGAGGAGUGGAAACAAUGGAACGCCUUCGUCGGCUUCCUCAAAGUUUUCAGGCACAAGCUUCCUGCGCUGGAGGAGUUUCGCAUCUUCGACAUGAAAUGGCCCAUGCACGAUCGCGAAGCUUUCGUCGAGAUGCUCACGCCCUCUAGGUCUGCCUAUCACGUAUCUCGGUAUACGCAGCUCGCGCUAGACUUGCAUGAGCUGGACAUCGCGUUUGCGGAUAAGGACGGAACGCGAUGGACGAGGUUCGACCCGUUGCGUCUCUCGCUCAAACCUUUCAGGUAA
Molecule: messenger RNA, 2262 nt
Organism: Trametes versicolor FP-101664 SS1
Lineage: Eukaryota; Fungi; Basidiomycota; Agaricomycetes; Polyporales; Polyporaceae
Exons: 9
Coding region: 1-2262 (753 amino acids)
Source: RefSeq, a predicted model, not a curated record